This is a messenger RNA of Aspergillus nidulans FGSC A4, 857 nucleotides long. RefSeq lists its product as uncharacterized. The record is from RefSeq and is a predicted model, not a curated record. Lineage: Eukaryota; Fungi; Ascomycota; Eurotiomycetes; Eurotiales; Aspergillaceae. The transcript is spliced from 4 exons. The coding region runs from base 1 to 525 and encodes 174 amino acids.
AUGAAUGUACAGCGGCUGCACACCGAGGAUGACGCUGGGAUACGGUACGGCUCUGGAGUAAAAUUAUCACAUAACAGCAUGUCUCGUCGGCGAAAGGAGUUGACCCCAGAUAUCCGAGCCAGGCUCUGUGAGCUAAAGGCGAUUGGAUGGAAAGUCACAAAGAUACACAAGCGGUAUCCUGAUAUCCCGUAUUCGACUAUACGAUCGACAAUCAUGCGGGAGAAUGCGCGCAAGAACCAGCAGUCUUGUCCUCGAUCUGGACGUCCAAAGAAGAUAUCUCCCGAGGAGCAACAACAGCUUCUGGGUCUAGUCGAGACAGACCAGCAUAUCAAGAUGCGUGAGCUUUCUGAAGCUGUUCAAAGCGGGCCGUCAGUGCGUACAGUUCAACGCUUAUUGAGCACGCUUCAAAAGAAGAAACAAAGUAAUAAACAUGCGGGAUAUAUUGCAGAGAGGAUAUCUUCAGAGGUAUCUGGUCUGGAUAGUGCUCGUCAGAGCGUGGGAGCAGGUGAUCAGGUGCUUGAUUAGUCCACCUACACUUUCCGUCACCAAGACGUUAAUUAUCGAGCGGAAUGUCCAUACUGUAUGCUGUGGGGCGUCUAGCAGAUAAGGCUGGUGGAGGCUGCGCAGACAGCCACGUGGAAAAUGCUUGUUGCGAUAUAUGGAACCAAAUUGACGCUUUACAUAAUUCUAUCAGAAACUCAGCACUUCAGAGGACUAGACUUACCAAAGCUAGGCAUUUCAAAUCACGGGACCAACUUAAGCGUAUCAGAUAGUCAGUGGGCCGGUCCCUUUCGCAAUCGCAUGCCGGAAACUACAGCACUCAGCUCGCUUGAGGUCUUUCUUAUGUUAGUGGAUUA